UAUUUAAUACUUUAAAUGUGAAAAAAUUCCUUUUCAAAAUUCUAAAAGAGGGGAACUAAACACACCCUCACUACUAUGAUAAAAUUUAACAAUCAACUUUAACUCCUCCGGACAGAAUCUCCAUUGCGAAUUCACAUGUGUUAGGAACUCUUACUAUGUGAUUUCUAAACAUCUAUGAUUGCAAUGUAUUUCGAAAAAAACAGUACAUUAUAGGUGGAAAAGGAGACCGAAUCUAGAAUUUCAUAUGCGCACCAUUUCCCUCCCCUCAAAUUCAAUAAAGCUGCGUUUGGGUGUUGGCAUUGAGGCUCCGGAAUUGGAAUUGACAUUGGAUAGCAUCAAAUACUGCUGUUUGGAUGGCUUAAACUUUGGAAUUGGAAUUCACCAUCAAUGCCGAAGCGGUAUUCGCAACACUGCAUCCCCUCGCGCUCAAUACAGAGCCGUGACCCUCCGUAUUGGGCGGAAUUGGAGAUGAGGCAGGCGACGGCGUGGCGUGAGCGCCCUCUUCCCCAUGUCCGGCAGCUCGGCGCCCCCUUCUUCCCCAUCGUCGAGCUCCUUCCAUGACCAGCGCCGCCGCUCCCCUUUGUCCUUCUCUUCACGGACGCGAGCCCCCCACGAGCUUCCUCCGUCUUCCUCCCCGGUGGCCCCUCCCCUACCUCCAUCCGCGGCGAGCCCCGCACCCCUCCGCCGGCGAGCCGCGCGGCUCCUCCCCUGCCUCCCUCGGCGGGCGUGCCGCGCGGCCCCUGCGCUGCUCCCUUCGCCAGGCCCCUCCCACCGCCGCGGCUCUGUUCCCCUGCGACGCUUCCUCUGGCGGAGCUCAACUCCGCCGCACCGCUCCCCUCCUGAGUCCUGCUCUUUGUGCCCCGAAGCCACCACGCCGCCGCUAUGCUCCCUCACCCCACGCCCCUCCGCCGCGGCCUUCCUCCGUCUCCCUCCACCCCCGCCACUGCUGCGUCCACAGCGGCCCGCACGGCCGUGUGCGCUGGCGCGUCCCCACACCGGCGCCGAUCGGCCGCGACGCAGAGCACGCCCAGCAGCUCGAGCUCGGCGCGCAGCCACACCGCCAUCCGCCGCCGUGAUUUGAAAGAAAGAAACGGCGGCGAGAAGCGCCAGAUAAGUAAGCGGCCGUUCUCAAACCAAUCGCGCCUACUCCAGUCCAUCCAUCCGAUGCCUCCGACUGCGAUGGCUUCCACCUCCCUCUUCCUCCCCACCGCCGCCGGCGCGUCCACCGCUCGCCGCCGCCCCUUCUCCAGCCUCCGCACCCCCUAUCAGGUGCCCACCGCACGCCUCCACCGCGCACCCCGGCUGGCCGUCGUCUCCGCUGCGGCCUCACCGGCCUCGCCCGCGUCGUCGUCGCUCGACGCGCUCAUCUUCGACUGCGACGGCGUCAUACUGGAGUCGGAGAACCUCCACCGGCAGGCCUACAACGACGCGUUCGCGCACUUCGGGGUGCGCUGCCCGCCGGCCUCCGCCGACACGCUGUACUGGGACGAGGCCUUCUACGACGAGCUACAGAAUCGCAUCGGCGGCGGGAAGCCCAAGAUGCGGUGGUACUUCGGGGAAAAUGGGUGGCCUUCUUCAAAGAUUUUUGAGACACCACCCUCGGCUGACUCUGAUAAGGAGAAGUUGAUCGACAUAAUUCAGGACUGGAAAACAGAGAGAUACAAAGAGAUAAUAAAGUCUGGAACUGUGGAGCCUAGACCUGGUGUUUUGCAGCUGAUGGAUGAAGUAAAGGGGUAUCAAGCUUGCUGUUUGCUCUGCAGCAACUAAAAGUUCAGUGAUAAUGUGCCUUGAAAACCUUAUUGGGCUUGAGCGAUUUAACGGCCUGGAUUGCUUCCUCGCUGAGUUGGUCACGUUAAGGACCUCCUUUGUUGUACCCAGAAAUUAGGUGUAGAAAGCAAGAACUGCCUUGUGGUGGAGGACAGUGUUAUUGGAUUACUA
Messenger RNA from Panicum virgatum (switchgrass), 1938 nucleotides. Its product is annotated as haloacid dehalogenase-like hydrolase domain-containing protein At4g39970. Gene Ontology annotation, molecular function: hydrolase activity. The transcript is spliced from 8 exons. Lineage: Eukaryota; Viridiplantae; Streptophyta; Magnoliopsida; Poales; Poaceae. Bases 883 to 1767 code for a protein of 294 amino acids. The record is from RefSeq and is a predicted model, not a curated record.